UUUCCAUUCGUUGAACACGUAUUAUUUAUUCCCAAUAAUAGAAAUGCUGUUUAGCUUCAUUUAUAUAUUUUUGUUGAUUUGAAAUAUAAAUUAACUUGUUAAUGCACUAGUUCUCAUUUACCAAUCACGUAUUAAGGCAAAUAUGAGGUGCUCGUAUAAUAAACUCACAAAAGUGGAUAUAAUUUAAGAGGGUCGUUGGAGAAGAAUUUACUUGACUUAUAAAAAAAAACUGAUUGCGCAAAAAUUAUAAAACCUUCAUGAAAAAAUUAGUGUACGUUAAAAUAGGAAUUUCGCUUUAGCGCGUACUAUGGACAAUAAUGUACACGGAGCGACACAAAACGGCAGCAACAAAAGCAAUAACAUCACGGCAAGUGCAGUAUCAGCGGCGGAGGUAAAUAACGCUACAACAACGGCAACAACUACAGAAUUGAUAACCAAUAAAAACAAUAACAUCGGAGGCAGAAGUGGGAGCUCAUCAUUUUGGAAGAAUAGCGGUCGAUUGGUGCCGGGACGACCGAGUCCAAAGCGUGGUGACAUCAAAAAUUUUAGCGGUGGAGGGGUAGGUUUGGUCGGUGGAAAAAGUGACGGUAUGGUGUCAACAUUUCGUGAUUAUCAGCAGUCGGUUAGUGAUGCUUGGGACAUGGGUGAUGACGAAUUCUGUAUAAUAUCCGGAGCAGAAGCAAGUGGUUCAUCGGGUAAAGAAUCGCGUAUAUCAAAAAAAGCAGCACAAACCGCAGCUAUAAAUGUAAUUGAAACGCAUCGAAAUUCGGCAAAUAUUACCACCGCCCGAUUAGCAGCAGGACCUACCACAGUGUCAGCAACUGCUGCCAAUCUAGUGCCAACAACAGAAGAACAAAAAUGCCACAACUCGCAAAAUUCGAUCCAAAGAACUGAAGAAGCAGAACAAACCAAUGAUUAUAAAAAUGAUACAGAAGCCAGAGUUAAAGUAGUGCGAAAUUUCCACGCUUAUCCCGGACGUCCACAGUUGCAAAAAUUUAGCUCGAAUACCCAAGAGACGGAAUAUGAAACGAAAAUCGAAAAAUUUCAACUUCUACUUGAAUCGCCACUUUUAGACUUGGUAGCAUUGAAGAAGUUGAGUUGGUCCGGGGUGCCGAGAAAGAUGCGUGCUGUUAGUUGGCGUUUGCUAUCAAAAUAUUUACCACCAGCUGCGGAACGAAGAGAUGCGGUGCUCGAAAGCAAAAGACAAGGUUAUCAGGACUUAAGACAUAACUAUUUCAGAGUUGACAGUCAGGAUGAGUCCCAGCAGGACACAUACAGACAGAUACAUAUCGAUGUGCCACGCAUGAAUCCGCAGAUAUCACUUUUUCAACAGAAGUUAGUGCAGGAAAUGUUUGAACGCAUUUUAUUUAUAUGGGCGAUACGUCAUCCAGCUUCUGGCUAUGUGCAGGGUAUAAACGAUUUGGUAACACCGUUUUUUAUAGUCUUCAUGCAAGAAGUUUUGGAACCAGGCACUGAUUUAGAAAAAUUUGAUAUUAGUACCUUAUCUAUGGAUAAAAGAGACGCAAUUGAAGCAGAUUCCUUUUGGUGUCUAUCUAAAUUUCUUGACUGCAUACAAGAUAAUUACAUUUUUGCACAGUUAGGUAUACAAGAAAAGGUGAAUCAAUUAAAAGACCUCAUACAAAGAAUUGACGGAAAUCUCCAUCGCCAUCUGCAAGCGCAUGGCGUUGACUAUCUCCAAUUCUCUUUUCGUUGGAUGAACAAUUUAUUGACCCGUGAGCUACCAUUACAUUGCACCAUACGAUUGUGGGACACAUACCUUGCAGAAUCUGAUGGUUUCGCUCUCUUCCAUUUGUACGUAUGUGCGGCAUUUCUGUUGCAUUGGAAGGAUCGUUUAAUGCAACAAAACGAUUUCCAGGGUCUAAUGCUACUGCUACAAAAUCUGCCAACGGAAAACUGGUCUGAUCGUCAAAUAAAUGUUUUAGUUGCCGAAGCGUUUCGCCUGAAAUUUACCUACGCCGAUGCGCCAAAGCAUUUGGAAGCGAAAAGUUGACACCAAAAGAAUAAAUAUAUUUACGAAUUCGUGGCAUAAAUUUGAAUAACAGAAUACACGUGGUUUUACUGCAAGUGUACGAAUGCUUAUUUAUUCUCUAAACAGGCGAUUAACUGCAACAAUAAUCCAAAUAUAUAAAAACAAAAUAAUUUAGCAUAAAUAUGCGGUUAUAAUAAUAAAUCAUUUAUUAUUAUGAAUUAAUGCAAAUAAUUUGUAUAUAUUACAUAAAAAAAGUUUAACUCAACGAUGCAAUUUUUUUUUUUCCUGGUGAAUCAUAAUUACGACGCGUCUAUCAAAUAUUGAAAUGUAAACAAAGUUGCAAUUCUUUUAUAUAUUAAACGUAAAAAUAAAAUUAAAGCGAAUUGGUAUCAUAAAGAACUCUUAAAAUUAUUUAAAAAUAUGAUGCCCAUUCAAACAUAAAUACAAUCCAAUACAAUUUUACAUACACCAAAUUAAUAGUUUGUCUGUUUGUUAAGAACGGGCCUAUUUAAAAUCUACUAACUUUCUACUAAUGCCUGCAAAAGAGUAUUAAAGAAGUUACCAAAAUAUAUAGUUA
Ceratitis capitata (Mediterranean fruit fly) is the source of this 2567-nucleotide messenger RNA. It is a transcript of the gene Tbc1d22, whose product is annotated as TBC1 domain family member 22B. NCBI's taxonomy places the organism in Eukaryota, Metazoa, Arthropoda, Insecta, Diptera, Tephritidae. Bases 308 to 2011 code for a protein of 567 amino acids. Gene Ontology annotation, molecular function: GTPase activator activity. The transcript is spliced from 8 exons. The record is from RefSeq and is a predicted model, not a curated record. Gene Ontology annotation, biological process: activation of GTPase activity.